Messenger RNA from Melospiza melodia melodia, 720 nucleotides. RefSeq lists its product as uncharacterized. Bases 1 to 720 code for a protein of 239 amino acids. Lineage: Eukaryota; Metazoa; Chordata; Aves; Passeriformes; Passerellidae. The record is from RefSeq and is a predicted model, not a curated record. The transcript is spliced from 4 exons.
AUGGAGGGAACGGGGCCUGGGUGGCUUGUGCCUUCCUCCCACAAAGAUCACAAAAUGCUCCCGGCGCUUACUUCCGACGCAUCCAAGGAGUUCUGCAACAACAGAAGGGGAAACAAGGCUUCACAGUCCUCAUCUUUCACUGACAGGAAUAACAGUGCUACGCAGCUCUUAAAUGCAGGAGCUCUUGCGGAUGAAAGUCUGCUUUUAGGACAGGCCCCGCAGAGCCAGGCUGCGGCACGGCAGGGAGAAGCCCAGCACAUCUACACAUCUGGCGUUUACCUACUCGCUCGCGCCGUGGCUGCCACGCAGCCUAUCUGGGCGGCCGGCUGGCACAGCCCGCGGUCACCGGAGCGAUGCCGAAGAGGAAACUCCGGGUCCCUCUCCGGGCGAGGGGCGCGCUGCGGGCCGGCUCCGGGCGGGCAGCUCUCCCUCCUCGGCGGCGGCGGGUGUGCUCCGCUCUGCGGCCAGCGGCGGGCAGCGUCCAUUGCAGCUCGGCGGGUCCGCGUCCGGAGUCCAGGGGCUCCGGCAGCCAGCGGGGAACCAGCCCCCGCUCCCCUAAACACCGCUGGCCAGCUCUCCCCGAGGAGGAAACAGCACGGCGGGGCCGCUCGUCCUGCAUUUCACCGCUCGGGAGCCGCUGCCGCCGCCGCCGGAGCGCUCAAAACAAAGCGGAGAACAGUCACUUUCCACACUGUUCCCUUCCCUCCCCGCGCCGAGUAA